Pomacea canaliculata is the source of this 1969-nucleotide messenger RNA. RefSeq names its product dolichyl-phosphate beta-glucosyltransferase-like. Lineage: Eukaryota; Metazoa; Mollusca; Gastropoda; Architaenioglossa; Ampullariidae. Gene Ontology annotation, cellular component: endoplasmic reticulum membrane. Bases 85 to 1053 code for a protein of 322 amino acids. The record is from RefSeq and is a predicted model, not a curated record. The transcript is spliced from 10 exons.
AGUCGCAUCCCAUAGGAGAGGUUAUGCAAGUUCUAUAACCUGACUUUUACUUCCGGGGUGUUUCGAACUUGCAGACGAACAGUCAUGGAAGUGGAUCUGUGGGCAAUAUUGCAGUGUCUAUUUGUAGCUGGUAUAUUGAUUCUUGCGCUGGCCCUUAUAAUCCUAUAUGCAACGACUGACCCUAGUCCUGAUCUUCAUCGUUGUGAGGAUGAACAAUUCUUCUUUGAUCCCAAAAAAGGGGUUAAGGUAGAAUUUCCCAGUAUAUCUGAUCCUCCAAGCCUUGAUCUGUCAGUGAUCGUUCCUGCUUAUAAUGAAGAAAAAAGAUUGCCUGUGAUGAUGGACGAAAGUAUGGAGUACCUAGAGGAAAGACAGAAAAAUAACCGAUCCUUCAGCUUUGAAGUUUUAAUUGUUGAUGAUGGAAGCAAGGACAAGACAACACAGAUUGCCUUGAAGUAUUCAGAGAAAUAUGGUGUGGAUAAAGUGCGCGUGCUUACUUUGGAACAUAACAGAGGAAAAGGAGGAGCGGUCAGACUGGGUAUGCUUAGUGCAAGAGGACGACACCUGCUUUUUGCAGAUGCAGAUGGUGCUAGCCAGUUCAAGGAUCUCGAAAAGCUAGAGACAGAGCUAAAAAAUCUAAAGACAGAAGAUAAUGUUGCUGUUGUUUGUGGAUCUAGAGCACAUCUUGAGAAGGAAUCUGUAGCCACAAGGUCUUUAUUUCGAACAUUUCUGAUGUAUGGAUUUCACUUCCUUGUGUGGUUUUUGUGUGUGCGUGGAAUUCAAGACACACAAUGUGGCUUCAAACUACUUACAAGACCAGCAGCUGAUCUGCUUUUUAGGAAUCUUCAUGUCAACAGAUGGGCUUUUGACGUGGAUCUGCUAUAUUUGGCACAGCAUUUCCAAAUACCUAUUGGAGAAGUAGCAAUCACAUGGCAUGAAAUUGAAGGAACAAAGAUGAUACCUGUCUGGAGCUGGCUACAGAUGGGACGAGAUUUGUUUCUCAUACGUCUUCGUUACUUAUUAGGCAUUUGGAAAAUUGGACAAAAGUCUUUGUAGUAGUCUUUUUUUCUCUCUUGGUUUUACACAUUUUACAUCAGCAAAUGUCAUUUCUUAUGAUUUUAACAUGUUGAUUUUUAGGACAUGCUGGUUGCUUAUACAACUAGCACAAACAGAUAAGGCAAAUGUCUAAAUUUUUCAACACAUUAAGAAAUAAAUAAUGUCUCAACAAUAUCUUCAAGGAAAAAAUAAAUCAAAUUUAUGAAAGAAGCAUCUGAGGUCUGUGAAAUUUUUCAAUCUUUCGUGCCUGGACAAGCAGCCAUUCUGCUGUGGUAAAGCAAAAUGUUGUUUUGAAUGUGACAAAAUGGGUAGGACCACUUGGAGAUGUCUUGCAACGGUGUGGAUUUGGCUAUUAAACAAAUAAAUUAAUUAAAGAAUAUCCUGGACCUCUUUAUCAACAGGGUGAAUCAACUGCAUACUGCAGUACAAUCACCACUUGUUCAAAUGAGUGCAUAUACGACAUGGAUGUUUUAAUCAUUAUUUUGUGCUUCUCUUUUUGUAUCCUUUAUUGUUACAGAAUUUCGUUACUUCUACUCAGCAGGAAGCUCAUUAUUAUAAGAUCUACAAAAAAGUUAUCUGGAAUAAUCUUUUAAGGGUAUCUUCAAAAACUGUACAGUUAUUUCUAUUUUGGGUUUUGGGUUUUGUGGACUAAAAGAGAAUGAAUGUUUCAAUUUCUGGAUCUUCAUUUUUUUAACAGUUUGUAAAUGAGGCAGAAUGUUUAAUAAUUUGGGGUAGAUCAUGUGGUAGUACUGCUUAUACAAUCAGCACAAACUUGUGUGGGUUGUGUGUGGGUGCAGGUAUGUUUGUGUGUGUACCUAUGUGCAUACAUGCUCCAGCAUGUACGCGUGUUUGCUCUUGCAGAGAUAAAACUCUUUUUGCUGUAAAUUGCUUUUCUCAAGUAAAGUAUUUUUGAAUA